UACGGAAGUGGGCGUGGUUGAAUCUGAACUGGGUUGGGAAAACUCUCAAGCGUCCUGCAUCAGUGGAGAUGGGCUGAGAAAGAAGUGACGGAACCGACGACUUCACGGACGCUGACUGUCGAAGGGAAGACUAAGUAAUUCUUCCCGAUCCCAUUCGCCCUUGCUCCUCUACACUCAAGGCCCAAGCAGGCCAGGGAAUGUCCCGGCAGCGAGAUGCCUUACGUGGACCGACAGAACCGCAUCUGUGGCUUCCUGGACAUCGAGGAGAAUGAGAGCAGUGGGAAGUUCCUGCGCCGUUACUUCAUACUGGACACACAGCUGGGAAGCCUGGUGUGGUUUAUGGACAACCCACAGAACUUGCCUGUGGGUACGGAAUGCGUUGGUUCACUCAAGCUCACCUACAUUUCAAAGGUCAGCGAUGCCACUAAGCUGAGGCCCAAGGCAGAAUUCUGUUUUGUCAUCAAUGCGGGGAUGAGGAAGUUCUUCCUGCAGGCUAAUGAUCAGCAGGACCUCGUGGACUGGGUCAACGCUCUCAAUAAAGCCACCAAAAUCACUGUGCCAAAGACGUGUGAUGGCCAGCAGAAUCCAGAGAACCAAAAGGCUUUGCCAGAUGUUGUUGGAACCAAGAAACAAGUCUCGUAUAGGACAGAGAUCAUCGGAGGAGUUCCCAUCGUCACCCAGACACAGCAUGAAGGUGGAGAUGGUGCAGACAAAGCAGAGCGGGACGCCAUGCAUCGCUCUCACAGCCAGCUGCCAUACUUCCUAAGUAGGCCGGCUCAGGAACACACUGUCAUCAAGUCAGGCUACUGUGUCAAACAAGGAGCUGUGAUGAGGAACUGGAAACGUCGAUAUUUCCUGCUGGAAGAAAACUCAAUGAGUUACUUCAAGUCUGAUUUGGAGAAAGAGCCUCUGAGAAUGAUCCCACUGAAGGAAGUUCACAAAGUCCAGGAGUGUAAACAGAGCGACAUUAUGAUGAGAGAUAAUCUGUUUGAGGUUGUCACAACAUCAAGGACGUUUUACAUACAGGCCGACAGUCCAGAGGAGAUGCACAGCUGGAUCAAGGCUGUUUCAGGAGCCAUUGUGGCCCAGCGGGGGCCUGGAAGGUCUGCUGCCACAGAACCCAGCAGCCGUUCCACUUUCUACCGCAGCCCCACGGGCCCCCCUGUCCCUCGCUCGCCCAUAUCUUCCAUGUCACCAUGCUACCCAGAGUGGGGCGCUGCUGUCUCGUGCGGCACACGCUCGCAGCCUGGCGUGGGACAGCGAGCACUUCAUGAGCCUGCUGCCACGGCCCAGUCACAGCCACACGCCAGCGCGCCUGUCCCUGCAGGAGACGCGUCUGGCAAAGUGACCUGCGAGCCAUCUGUGACCACCAUCGCCAACAUGGAGGAGUCACCGUGGCGACGGCGGAGCAGCUUUGAACCCCACGUGCCUGAAUCGCCUGUGGACUUGGAUGAUGCUGACCUGCCAGUGAGUGAGGUCUGAGACCCUGCAUUGGACAUCAAAGCUGUUGUCAGAGUUAUCAUGGAUACAGAGGAAACCACACACCACAGUUGUUUUAAAAAAAAAAAAAAAAGAAUGGGGGCAGGCACUGGUUUCAAAUCAAAGCUGUUAACACACUAAAGAGCCCAACAUCACAAACUCAUCUUUUGAGCUCCUUCGUCGGUGCCGUCAGUGCGAAAGAGAAACAAGUUGGAUCGCCACUGAACUGCACUCGUGUGCCAAAGACGACUCCCUCUUCACCCACACCACUGCCUGCUGUCGCAUUCACACCUGCAUCUUUAUUUACUUGACGUUUGUCAAACAAAAACUACCAAUCGGAUUUACUUGUGCUGUUUAGAUUCCAGCAGCAGUUUUAUUCUAACCUGUGCAGUGAUGUGUUCAGUGGUGUUUGUGGGCAGAGGAUUUUUGUAAACCACUUUGUUCCAAGAAAAUAAGGGAGAUUUUAAAUGGUGCGAGGUGUCUCCUCAUAUCUGAGAAGUUUUUAAAGUGAGGACUAGCUUAUUCAUAACCUCUCCAUCAUCUGGUAUAAACGGCAUUGGUCCAUUCAUGCUCACGUUUUUUUAACACUGGAUUUAGCAGUAGGUGCAAAAAAAAAAUUUGGAAAUAAUCUAGUGUCUAAAAUAGUGCAAGACCAAAUGUAUUUCAGUCUCAUUUAGUCUGAUUUAGUUCUUUUAGUUGCCAAGUCUUUGUGUUAAAGCCUUUUUUUUUAUAUCCGAGUAUUGAGGUCAGUUGUUUUUAACAGUGUUUUCAGUGAGUUUAUUAUUUGACUGUCGUUGACUACAUGCUCACUUAGCUUGCAUGUAAAUGUUCACAUAACACAUGUCACUUCAGAACCUGACUCGGCAUCUUUGCGUUUCAGCAUAGCAAACAUUGUGGACUCAUGUUUCUGACACUGGAUAAUUUGGGACAGGAGCGACACAAGUAAACAAAAACAUAGGUUUGAAUGCUUUUUUUUUUUUUGGUAAUUCAUUGUCAUAAAAACUUCAGCUUAGUGCUGGGUCAGGUAUAGAUGACCCUUGUGUCAUAGACUGGGUUGUAACUGGUUUCUGUGAAUGAAUUAAACCUGCAGUCCAUUGUCGAAAGAGGAAAAGACCGAAUAUACACAAUGCAAGCAUUUUGGAUCACAGUUUAACAACAACAACAGAAUGAGAUUCAAGCUUAGACACUUCCAUUGCAUGUUAAUGAUUCUUCACAUUGUCCUCCUCUUUUCCUAGUUUUUGUUUAUCUGCAGCUGCUCUUGGUGAUUUUGCAGAAUAGAGCCGUGUGCAUCAGAAUUAUUUUUAUAUGCUUUUAGAUGUUUCCUUACCUUAAUGCUCACACCUGUGUUAUCUUCCCAGUAGCAGGCAGAUUUUAUUUAAACGGUCCCCACGUCAGUCCUCCAAAAUAAUACACACUAAUCUUUUGUUAAAAAGUGCCUGCUCCAUUUCAUCCCAGCAAAGCCAAACUACUUCACCAAUGUUCAUGUAUUAAUUGGUUUGAUUUGUUUCUAUUUAUUAUGUGGAUGACUUGAAAGAAAUAAACACUGAAAAUGUG
Messenger RNA from Solea solea (common sole), 3033 nucleotides. RefSeq names its product pleckstrin homology domain-containing family A member 1-like. NCBI's taxonomy places the organism in Eukaryota, Metazoa, Chordata, Actinopteri, Pleuronectiformes, Soleidae. The record is from RefSeq and is a predicted model, not a curated record. Gene Ontology annotation, cellular component: membrane; cytoplasm. The coding region runs from base 214 to 1482 and encodes 422 amino acids. Gene Ontology annotation, molecular function: PDZ domain binding. The transcript has 12 exons.